CUUGUGGUCCAUGAGAAGCAUGUCCAUAACCAAGGCCUGUAACAGCUCAUCAGUGACAAUGUUUAUCCUCCUGGGAUUCACAGACCAUCCAGAACUGCAGGCCCUCCUCUUUGUGACCUUCCUGGGCAUCUACCUUGUGACCCUAGCCUGGAACCUGGCCCUCAUACUUCUGAUCAGAGGUAACACCCAUCUGCACACACCCAUGUACUUCUUCCUAAGCAACUUAUCUUUCAUUGACAUCUGCUACUCCUCUGCUGUGGCUCCCAAGAUGCUCACUGACUUCUUCUGGGAGCAGAAGACAAUAUCAUUUGCGGGCUGUGCUGCUCAGUUUUUUUUCUUUGUCGGCAUGGGUCUGACUGAGUGCCUUCUUUUGGCUGCUAUGGCAUACGACCGAUAUGCAGCCAUCUCCAGCCCCCUUCUCUACACCACCAUCAUGUCCCAGGGCCUCUGUACACGCAUGGUGGUUGGGGCAUAUGUUGGUGGCUUCCUGAGCUCCCUGAUCCAGGCAAGCUCCAUAUUUAGGCUUCACUUUUGCGGACCCAACGUCAUCAACCACUUCUUCUGUGACCUCCCACCAAUCCUAGCUCUGUCUUGCUCUGACACCUUCCUCAGUCAAGUGGUGAAUUUCCUCGUGGUGGUCGCUGUUGGGGGGACAUCAUUCCUCCACCUCCUUUUAUCCUAUGGUUACAUAGUAUCUGCCGUCCUGAAGAUCCCUUCAGCAGAGGGCCAAUGGAAAGCCUUCAGUACGUGCUCCUCGCACCUGAUGGUGGUGACUCUGCUGUUUGGGACGGCCCUUUUCAUGUACCUGCGACCCAGCUCCAGCUACUCGCCAGGCAGGGACAAAGUAGUGUCUGUGUUCUAUUCAUUGGUGAUCCCCAUGCUGAAUCCUCUCAUUUACAGUUUGAGGAACAAAGAGAUCAAGAAUGCCCUGUGGAAGGUGUUGGACAAAAAGAAAGUGUUUUCUUAGGUCAUGCGUAGAAACUUAUUUAUCCAAACUGCUGGAGAAUUAAACUAUCCAAGGCUUCACCUCCACCUCUGCCUCAGUCAAGGAAGACAUUUGGUGCUCUUAUCUGAAAGUGGAGACUAUUCCCUCCACGUUCCUGUCACUCUUCCUCAUGGUCACUUGCCUACUGACCGUGCC
Callithrix jacchus (white-tufted-ear marmoset) is the source of this 1141-nucleotide messenger RNA. RefSeq names its product olfactory receptor 5A1. Gene Ontology annotation, molecular function: G protein-coupled receptor activity; olfactory receptor activity. The record is from RefSeq and is a predicted model, not a curated record. Gene Ontology annotation, cellular component: membrane. Lineage: Eukaryota; Metazoa; Chordata; Mammalia; Primates; Cebidae. Gene Ontology annotation, biological process: G protein-coupled receptor signaling pathway.